UACCUAAUAAAGAACGCGAGUUUAUAUCCGACGACGGGCGUAGCGAGUAAUCUAUUUAUUAAAAUCCAUCGUUAGCCGAAAGAUUUAUGCAUCGAUCGAUCCGUUAAAUUCAAUUUUGGCGAUAAGGGAUGACGAUCCGGGCAGCAAUGUCGAGGCUGGAGAGUUAUCGCUGAUCCUAAGGACGCAGGACCUUAGGCCGUAGGUCGUCGGACUCGCUUCCACGAUGAGCGCAUCACUACGGAUUUUGGCGUUGAUCGGCUUAGCCGCGCAAAACGUGGCUUGGCCGCAGGAUCCCGUUCCCAGGCUUCACGUCAAGCAUCGCGAGGUGAUCGGACAACGGUUUCUAGGGAAUGAGAGCCACGUGGAACACUUCAAGCUGCUCGAGCGUGCGUCCACUUCCAUCUUGAUUGGCGCCAGAAAUGCCAUUUACAACAUAAGUCUACACGACCUCACGGAGAUCAUCGAUCAGAGGUUCCAAUGGUCCAGCAGCGGGGCACAUAGGGAGCUAUGUAACCUGAAGGGUAGGAGCGACGACGAGUGUCAGAAUUACUUGCGAGUAUUCGGUAGGCAGGGCCCGAAUAAGUUCCUCGUUUGCGGCACGAACGCUUACAAGCCGCUCUGCAGGCAAUUCACGAUCAAGGAUGGCGCGUACACGUUAAAGAGCGAGAUGGAAGCUCUAGGUCUCUGUCCUCACGAUCCAAGGCACAACAGUACCGCCGUCUUCGUCGAGGGACAGCUCUAUGCUGCGACGGUUGCGGACUUCACCGGAGGGGCACCUCUUAUCCUUAGGGAGAAGAUCCGAACGGAACGAUCCGAUUUGAAUCAAUUGAAUGGACCAAAUUUUGUCAGCUCGUUCGCCUACGAGGAUUACGUGUUCUUCUUCUAUCGGGAAACCGCGGUCGAGUAUAUGAACUGUGGCAAGGCGGUCUACUCGCGGGUCGGUAGAGUCUGCCAGCACGACAAAGGCGGUCCUCAUGCGUUCAGCGACAGAUGGACGAGCUUCCUGAAAGCUAGACUCAACUGUUCUGUACCUGGCGAAUAUCCAUUCUAUUUCAACGAAAUACAAUCAACGAGUGACGUAACCGAAGGAUUUUACGCUGGUAAUCGUACACGAUUGGUAUAUGGUGUCUUCACAACUCCUGUUAAUUCCAUCGGUGGUUCAGCGAUCUGCGCUUUCUCCAUGAACAGUGUUCUCGAAGUCUUCCAGGGUGCGUUCAAGGAGCAGGAAACGAUAAACAGCAAUUGGUUGAGAGUACCGGCUGAAAGGGUGCCUAAACCAAGACCCGGUGCUUGCGUUAACGACUCUAGAACACUUCCAGAUAUGACCGUCAAUUUUGUUAAGGCUCAUCCGCUCAUGGACGACGCUGUCCAAUCCUAUUUCGCAAUGCCUGUGAUAACCAAAGUCAGUUUCAAUUACAGAUUUACCAAAGUCGCCGUAGAUUCUCAAGUGAAGGCGUUAGACGGCAAGGCCUACGAUAUACUUUACGUUGGAACAGACGACGGUCGCGUGUUGAAGGCAUUGAACACCCGUUCCCCGGAUUCUGUUACCGACGUUAAUCAGGUCAUUGUUAGCGACGUCCAAGUGCUGAAAUACGGACAAGCUGUGAAAGAUCUAUUAGUGGUACAUCUAGCAGGUGAAGCAAGUAAAUUGGUGGUCUUUGCCGAUUCGGAGAUACGUGCAGUACCAUUACAUCAUUGUGACUCCCUAUUAGCAGGCAGUUGUGCGGCCUGUGUUGCUUUACAAGAUCCACAUUGCGCCUGGGAUGCUACGACAAAUCUUUGCGUCGCAGUUCCAACAAAACUACACGAUAGCGAUGCCGACAAGACGCUCUUCCAAGAUAUCCUUACGGGAAAGCAUAAAGGCUGUGGUUACGAACAAGAAAUGGCGAAACCCGUGCAACCAGCCGUACCGCCCGAAAUCGGGCGCGGAGAACAACCCGACGAACGAGACAAUGAAAUUGUCAUCGAACUGGACCGAGAAAAUCAGUACGGUCGUACGCAGCCAAGAGCUAACGAACCUCAAGGCGUCAUAGUGACACCAGUGGUAUACUCGGCACAAACAUUAACCGGUGCCCUGAUAGGAACCUGUCUUUUCUCAUUGGUCGCUGGUUUCGCAUCCGGUUUCUGGUUUUCCCAAAGACUACGUGGUACUCCUUAUCCAGAACCAUCUGAACAACGUCAACAAUUGAACCGUUUAACAGAGAGUUCGGAAUCACCUGGUUUCAACAACAAAUCCAUCAAUCUCGUUCUGAACGUACCACCGAAAAAUCCAAACGGUAAAAACGCGAAUUCAUCGGCGGAGAAUAAGCCGGUGCAGAAGGUGAAGAAAACGUACAUAUGAUACAGAAGGCGACAAAGAGCCGUUUGAGGCUUAUCAU
Molecule: messenger RNA, 2378 nt
Organism: Vespa mandarinia (Asian giant hornet)
Lineage: Eukaryota; Metazoa; Arthropoda; Insecta; Hymenoptera; Vespidae
Product: semaphorin-1A
Biological process (GO): positive regulation of cell migration; axon guidance; neural crest cell migration
Cellular component (GO): plasma membrane
Molecular function (GO): chemorepellent activity; semaphorin receptor binding
Source: RefSeq, a predicted model, not a curated record